UUGGGAGUGCACUGAGAGUUCACCGGCGCUGGCUUGGAGGGGAGUGGACACACGUUCAGGGGGAAAGUAGUCCUCACUGCGGACCCUCGGCUGGGUUCUGUUAGAGUCGGGCAGGAGUUUGUUCUUACCAGAGAGGCGUUCAAGUGCACGGCGGGCAUGCGGUGCGUUUGAGAGCAAAGUUGAGCGUGCAGAGGGAAAACAGACCACUCCACACGUCAUGGAGAAAGAGAGCUCCUGGAGUCCCAACGAAGAUGGGACGAGUCCACGCUGCAAGUCUGGCGGUAAUUAUGGCGGCAACGACAGGAGGAUUAAGGUGCCGUCCCAUCCAGGAGUCCCAUUUGUGGGAUUGAUGCUCCUGGCCAUCAUCCCCUUCGGAGCAAGCAUCAAACAAAGUGUCCCUCGGGUCAAACUCAGCCAGAGAGAACUGCUGCAAGCCGGCAGUGUGUCUUUGUUUUUGGGCCCCUCCGAUGGCCUCCUUUCCCAUUCCCUGCUGUUGGAUGAGGAGAGAGGUCGUCUUCUGCUGGGAGCCAGGGAUCACAUCUACCUGCUUGACCCUGACAACCUGGCCAAAAAUCCCAGAAAGAUCCACUGGCCAGCACCUUGGGACCGAGUGGACGCAUGCAAACUGGCUGGCAAAAACUCAAACGAGUGCGCUAACUUCGUGAGGGUGCUCCACAACUACAACAUGACCCAUGCCUACGCCUGCGGGACAGGAGCCUUCCACCCCAGCUGUGCGUUCAUUGAAAUCAGCGGUUCCAGACAGGAUGGAACUUUCCAGCUGCUGCCUGGUACAGUGGAGUCUGGCAGAUUGAAAUGUCCGUUUGAUCCCUUGCAGUCAUUCACCUCAGUCCUCACAGAUCAGUACCUGUAUGUGGGCACAGCCUCGGACUUCCUGGGCAAGGACACCACGUUCACACGCUCGCUCGGCCCACCACCUGACCAGCACUACAUUCGCACGGACAUCGCCGAGGACUACUGGAUCAAUGAGGCCAAGUUCAUAUCCGCACACCCCAUAGCGGACACCUACAACCCGGACGACGACAAGAUGUACUUUUUCUUUCGGGAGGUGUCGUGGGAAGGAAACGACAAGAGCAUUCUGUCCCGCGUGGCUCGGGUUUGCCAGAAUGACGUGGGCGGGCUGAGGAGUUUGACCAACAAAUGGACCACCUUCCUCAAGGCCAGACUGCUGUGCUCCAUACCCGGGCCUGAUGGAGUGGACACGCACUUUGAUGAGCUGCAGGACAUUUUUAUGCUGCCCACCAGGGACCCGAAGAACCCCACAGUGUAUGCAGUCUUCACCACCUCCAGCUCCAUUUUCAGAGGCUCAGCUGUGUGCGUGUACAGCAUGUCGGACAUUAGAGCUGUGUUUAACGGGCCCUACGCUCACAAGGAGGGGCCAGACCACAGAUGGGUAGAAUAUGAGGGACAUAUACCGUACCCCCGUCCCGGAACGUGCCCCAGCAAGACCUACGACCCCAGGAUCAAGACCACCAAGGACUUCCCGGAUGAGGUCGUCAGCUUCAUUCGCAUCCACCCGCUGAUGCACCGCGCAGUCCACCCUCUGAGUGGACGACCCGUGUUCACGCGUGUCCGCGUGGACUACAGCCUCACGCAGAUUGUGGUGGAUCGGGUCUUGGCGGAGGACGGCCAGUACGAGGUCCUCUUCCUGGGCACAGACGCUGGCACGGUUCUGAAGGUGGUGAGCAUCACCCGAGACAAGCGGCUGACGGAGGAAGUGGUGCUAGAAGAGCUUCAAGUGUUCCAGGUUCCCACGCCCAUUCUGAGUAUGGAGAUAUCUUCUAAGCAGCAACAGCUGUACGUGGGAUCCAGCCAGGGCCUGGCCCAGGUUUCGCUCAGCAGGUGUGGCCUCUACGGUCAAGCCUGCGCCGAGUGCUGCCUCGCCCGAGACCCCUACUGUGCCUGGGAUGGACACACCUGUUCCAGAUACAUCCCUGCGUCCAAAAGGAGAGCCAGAAGACAAGACAUCAAGCACGGAGACCCCGCCAGCCAAUGUUGGGAUACAGAAGACAGUCUUGGUGUGGGUCGGGUGGAGGAGAGAGUUCUUUUCGCAGUACAGAGCAACUCGACCUUCCUGGAGUGCGUCCCCAAAUCUCAGCAGUCCCAGAUCCGCUGGUUUGUCCGAAGAACUGGAUCGGAUCACAGGGAAGAGGUCCGGCCGGACGAUCGGGUCAUCCAAACAGAACGAGGCCUCUUGAUCCGCGCCCUGCACGCCGCCGACGUGGGCGUGUACGAGUGCCAGGCUGAGGAGCACACUCGUUUCGUGCACACCCUCCGCCGCCUCACGCUGCAGCUCGUGCCACAAGGACACCUGGACAGAAAGACCAAGUCCGGCGAGGACCCCCUUGCGGAGCUGAAGAACGCUCGCCAUUACAAAGACUACCUGAGGCUGAUGAGCUCCCCCGUGGGGUCGCUGGAGGACUACUGCGACUCGCUCUGGCUUGAGAAGAGGUCGUCAAAGGCUCGGGGGCGAGCGAUGGGCGCCGGAAAGUGGAAACACAUCCAGGAACUGAAGAAGAGCAGGAACCGGCGGCACCACAGGGAGUGACUGACAAAUUAUUGACCAUUGCGGUGAAAAAGUGAGGACUGUAAAAGCGUAUCUCUAUAUCUUGCACACUAUGGGCCUGAUUUGCCAAAAUCCAAAUACCACGUGCUAAACAGCAGGUGCAAACUAUACAAUUGCUUGUACUAUUCAUAAUAAUGAUAAUAGAUUUUAUUUUUUAAAAAAGCACUUUACAUUGAGUAAACAACCUCAAAGUGCUACAGUGGAUUAAAAAAAAUAAAAAGAUAAUUAAAAAAAUAAAAAAAUAAAUACAAAAAAAAACUAGAACAGCCAAAUAGCUAAAACUAGUAUGCAUAUCUAAAAAAAAUAUUUUUUUAAAAAGAAGGGUUUUUAAGCCUUUUUUAAAAGCAUCCACAGUCUGUGGUGCCCUUAGGUGGUCAGGGAGAGCGUUCCACAGACUGGGAGCGGCGGAGCAGAAAGCCCGGUCUCCCAUUGUUCACAGCUUUGUCCUCGAAGGUCGGAGGAGGUCGUGUGGAGGAUUUGGGGGUGAGUAGUUCUUUGAGGUAGAGGCGGGCAUUUCCAUGGAGGCACUGGUGGGUUAGUAGGGAGACUUUGAAUUCAAUCCUGAGUGGAACAGGAAUCCAGUGAAAGGAUUUGAGAGUUGGUGUGAUACGGUCAUAUUUCCGCACUCUCAUCAGGAGAUAUUCAUGGGCGUGUUGCGUGUGAUCGACUAAAACUGCCUGUGCAGACCGCCUUGUUUAAAUGAGGUUUUUGACAGUACUGCUAGCUGUGGCCAUGGAAACACUCAUUUCCCGCCACAUUCAUGUUACGACACAUUUAACAUCCCUAACUCCUUUUCAGCAAUGUAGAAUUGCAAUCAAGACAACAAAAACUAUUUUGGAAUGAUCUAAAUGCAACAAAAUGCUUGUUGAAAAAAGUUUUUCGGUAUACAACCACAGAUGUCCGAUAAUAUCAGACUGCCGAUAUUAUCGGCCGAUAAAUGCUUUAAAAUGUAACAUCGGAAAUCAUCGGUUUCGGUUUCAAAAAAUAAAAUGUAUGACUUUUUAAAACGCCGCUGUACGGAGCGGUACACGAGCAGUUACGUCUCCCAGUCAUACUUGCCAACCCUCCCGAUUUUCCCGGGAGACUCACGAAUUUCAGUGCCCCUCCUGAAAAUCUCCUGGGGCAACCAUUCUCCCGAUAUUUCUCCCGAUUUCCACCCGGACAACAAUAUGUUGCGUGCCGGCCCAAUCACAUAAUAUCCAAGGCUUUUCACGCACACAAGUGAAUGCGAUCCAUACUUGGUCAACAGCCAUACAGGUCACACUGAGGGUAGCCGUACAAACAACUUUAACACUGUUACAAAUAUGCGCCACACUGUGAACCCACACCAAACAAGAAUGACGAACACAUUUCGGGAGAAAAUACGCACCGUAACACAACAUAAAAACCAUUCCAUCCAUCUUCUUCCGCUUAUCCGAGGUCGGGUCGCGGGGGCAGCAGCCUAAGCAGGGAAGCCCAGACUUUCCUCUCCACAGCCACUUCGUCCAGCUCUUCCCAGGGGGAUCCCGAGGCGUUCCCAGGCCAGCCGGGAGACAUAGUCUUACCAACGUGUCCUGGGUCUUCCCCGUGGCCUCCUACCGGUUGGACGUGCCCUAAACACCUCCCUAGGGAGACGUUCGGGUGGUAUCCUGACCAGAUGCUCAAACCACCUCAUCUGGCUCCUCUCCAUGUGGAGGAGCAGUGGCUUUACUUUGAGCUCCUCCCGGAUGACAGAGCUUCUCACCCUAUCUCUAAGGGAGAGCCCCGCCACAUGGCGGAGGAAACUCAUUUUGGCCGCUUGAAACCUGUGAUCUUGUCUUUUCGGUCAUAACCCAAAGAUCAUGAUCAUAGGUGAGGAUGGGAACGUAGAUCGACAGGUAAAUUGAGAGCUUUGCCUUCCGGCUCAGCUCCUUCUUCACCACAACGGAUCGAUACAGCGUCCGCAUUACUGAAGACGCUGCACUGAUCCGCCUGUCGAUCUCACGAUUCAUUCUUCCCUCACUCGUGAACAAGACUCCGAGGUACUUGAACCCCUCCACUUCGGGCAAGAUCUCCUCCCCACCCCGGAGAUGGCACUCAACCUUUUUCUGGGCGAGAACCAGACUCCCCUUUCCCCAGCUACUUCGUCCAGCACCUCCCGGGGGAUCCCGAGGCAUUCUCAGGCCAGCCAGGAGACAUAGUCUUCCCAACGUGUCCUGGGUCUUCCCUGUGGCCUCCUACCGGUCGGACGUGCCAUAAACACCUCCCUACGGAGGCGUUCGGGUGAGAUCCUGACCAGAUGCCCGAACCACCUCAUCUGACUUCUCUCCAUGUGGAGGAGCAUCGGCUUUACUCUGAGCUCCUCCUCGAUGACAGAGCUUCUCACCCUAUCUCUAAGGGUGGAGGAAACUCAUUUGGACAGCUUGUAGCCGGGAUCUUGUCCUUUCGGUCAUAACCCAAAGCUCACGACAAUAGGUGAGGAUGGGAACGUACGUUUGUAGAUCAACCGGUAAAUUGAGAGCUUUGCCUUCUGGCUCAGCUUCUUCACCACAACAGAUCGAUACUAGGUCCGCAUUCUGAAGACGCCGCACUGAUCCGCCUGUCGAUCUUACGAUCCUCUCUUCCUUCACUCGUGAACAAGACUCCAAGGUAGUUGAACUCCUCACCUUGGGGCAAGAUCUCUUCCCCAAUCCGGAGAUGGCACUCCAUCCUUUUCUGGGCGAGAACCAGACUCCCCUUUCCCCAGCUACUUUGUCCAGCUCUUCCCAGGGGAUCCCGAGGCAUUCCCAGGGUCUUACCCGUGGCCUCCUACCAGUCGGACGUGCCAUAAACACCUCCCUUCUGAGAUGUUCGGGUGACAUCUUGGCCAGAUGCCUGAACCACCUCAUCUGACUUCUCUCCAUGUGGAGGAGCAGCGGCUUUACUCUGAGUUCCUCUUGGAUGACAGAGCUUCUCACCCUAUCUCUAAGGGUGGAGUUAACUCUUUUGGGGCGCUUGUACCCGGGAUCUUGUCUUUUCGGUCAUAACCCAAAGCUCAUGACCAUAGGUGACGACGAGAACGUAGAUCGACCAGUAAAUUGAGAGUUUUGCCUUCCGACUCAGCUCUUUCUUUACGACAACUGACCGAUACAGGGUCCGCAUUACUGCAGACACCGCACCGAUCCGCUUGUCGAUCUCAUGAUCCACUCUUCCCUCACUCGUGAACAAGACUCCAAGGUACUUGAACUCCUCCACUUGGGGCAAUAUCUCCUCCCCAACCCGGAUUGAUUGAUUGAUUGAUUGAGACUUUUAUUAGUAGAUUGCACAGUACAGUACAUAUUCCGUACAAUUGACCACUAAAUGGUAACACCCGAAUAAGUUUUUCAACUUGUUUAAGUCGGGGUCCACGUUAAUCAAUUCAUGGUAAAAGAUGGCACUCCACCCUUUUCUGGGCGAGAACCAUGGACUCUGACUUGUUAAGAAUAAAUAAGAAUAUUAAAUCAACGCUAGGUUAAAAAGGUGAGUCUCGAGUUUGUUUAAAAAAAAUCGCAACACAUACUUAAAGACACAAAAUAGCGCCCGCAGAGCAGUUACAGCCUUGUUAAAUCACACUGCCCGUGCUAAAUGAGUAUUGUGGCCAUUCUAUUGAUCAACAUUAAUUCUGCAUAUGCACCAACACGAUAAACGGAUUGCGCGCUCCUUACUCUGCUCACUAAGAUGUAAUCCUCUAGUAGCCCUAUCAAGUUUGCAUGCCACUGAGUGCACGCAAACCUUGAGUAGAUACCAGAACCAUCCAUUAUUUGGUCAUUGUAAUACAUUAAAAAAUUGUUGAGUUUGUGUUUCCUCUCAGUGAUGACAAUGCAUUCAUGUUGAAUGUCUGUAAAUAACUGUAGAACUUGUACAGUAUCGUGUAGAACACUUCCAGUGUAGUCCUAGGACUUUAGUCUGAUAGCAAAGAAGGCUGUGGCGUCAGGGUCAGCCCGAACUACAUUUUUGUACCGGAGAUCCACUUUGAAAACUAUUUAAAUAAAUGUUUCUUGUUCCAAACUCAAAAUGUAACCCCAGUGAAUAAAUAUAAGAAGUGUGGAGUUUCUAGAACACGAGCAGAUUUAGAAUUGGUUGGUUGGCAUUUUUCCAGGUGUCCCGAUAUAGCAACGUAGGUCCCUGAAGGCUUUGCGUCGGGAUGAUUCAGUACCAGCUGCUCUCUUGUUUACGGAGAGUGCGUGCAUGAAAAGCAAACCACUACCAUGUUUUCUGGGACUGCUCUUCCAUAAAGGACUAUUGGAAAGAGAUACACCAAAUCUCUACAGGAUAUUUUCAAAUGUGAAGUAUGCCUUGAAAGUUUGACUGUUUUAUCGGACAAGUACAGUCGUGGUCAAAAGAACAUCAUGUCAGGGCUGUCUUAUUUUUUUGUAAUAGAGUAAUUGGAGCACAUACUUGUUGGUCACAAAAAACAUUCAUGAAGUUUGGUUCUUUUAUGAAUUUAUUAUGGGUCUACUGAAAAUUUGACCAAAUAUGCUGGGUCAAAAGUAUAAGGCGCUUUUGGUAGCCAUCCACAAGCUUCUGGUUGAAUUUUUGACCACUCCUCUUGACAAAAUUGGUGCAGUUCAGCUAAAUUUGUUGGUUUUCCGACAUGGACUUGUUUCUUCAGGACUUUGGGGAGGCCAUUCUAAAACCUUAAUUCCAGCCUGAUUUAGCCAUUCCUUUACCACUUUUGAGGUGUGUUUGGGGGUCAUUGUCCUGCUGGAACACCCAACUGCGCCCAAGACCCAACCUCCGGACUGAUGAUUUUAGCUUGUCCUGAAGAAUUUGGAGGUAAUCUUUAUUUUUCAUUGUCCCAUUUACUCUCUGUAAAGCACCAGUUCCAUUGGCAGCAAAACAGGCCCAGAGCAUAAUACUACCACCACCAUGCUUGAUGAUAGGAAUGGUGUUCCUGGAAUUACAGGCCUCACCUUUUCUCCUCCAAACAUAUUGCUGGGUAUUCUGGCCAAACAGCUCAAUUUGUGUUUCAUCUGACCACAGAACUUUCCUCCAGAAGGUCUUAUCUUUGUCCAUGUGAUGCAACUUGAUGAAUAUAUUUACUAGUGGCUUGUAAAAAGACCAUUACCAGGAAAUGGUUUUCACAGGAGAGCCCCACCACGAAGCUAUGGAUGGAAAUCACAAUGGGCAUUUACAAAAUGGAGAAGAUAACGGCUUUUAUUAAUUAAAAAUUGGAGAAAUGUACUUCAUACUGGGAAAACUGGGUCAAUUAUGUCACACCCCAUAAGUCUGAUUUUAUUUUCUCUAAUUAUUGAUUGUACUGUUUAAAAAAAGAUUACUCCCUAUAUGGCUAUAGUUUCUUUCAUAUUUUUGUUAUUUACUAUCUGUUUAUAUUCUUUAUUUUAAUUUUAUUUUUUUAAGUUAUUAUUGUGUGAAUGCUCCAACGCUUUCACACAUAUGGUUUUCUACACCAAAAUGCAUCUAUGUAUUAUUAUUAUUAUUAUUAUUAUUAUUAUUAUUUUUAUUCAACAGCAACUUCUUCUUCUCCAGAUUUUGGCGCGGUCUACCUUCCACAUUUUUCACCCGAUUCAAACCUUUCCAACUUUAAACUGUUCAGCCUAUUCGGGAAUUGCGUUUUUUCUCCAGAAUUCCAGGUUUUCCGGGACAUGUUUCCCAUUCAAAAUUAACAGGCCAUUUUUCAAACUUCCACCAUUUCCACAUUUUUCAAACCAUUCCACCAUUCUGGAAAUUCAAACAACUCUUUUUCUAAGUUAAAAAAAAAUCCAGGAUUUUCCAGAAUUCCUGGUUUUCCAAAGCCUUAUUUCCACCUUUUCUUCUGGCGACUACUCUUCCCACAUUUUUCAAGCCACUUCAACCGUUCCACCGUCAAAACAUUUUAUCUUAAUCUGAAAAAAAAAACAAAGUUGUUUUUUGAACUGGAAAAAUUCCUGGUUUUCCCGAAAUUCCAGGAUUUCCGUAAUACAAUACAAUCAAUUCAACAUGUUACGACUUCAAGUAUUCUCCACCGAUUUGAAAACUGUCAACACCAACCAUUUCAACUAAUUUAGAACAUUCAAGUUUCAAACCAUUUAAAAAAAAUUCCCGCUUUUCCAGAAUUCCCAAAUUUUGGGGAAAUUUACAUUUAAAUCAACGGGACAUUCUUCAAAGUUCCACAAUUCCCUCAUUUUUCAUCUGAUUCAAACCGUUCCAAUUUCAAAAUAUUCAGCCUGUUCAGCAAUUGUGUGCUCUACUUCAACAAUUCAAAAAAAAUUCCAGGAUUUUCCAGAAUUCCUGUUUUUCCAAAGCCCUAUUUUCACCCUUUUUUCUGGCGACUACUCGUUCCACAUUUUUCAAGCCACUUCAACCGUUCCACCGUCAAAACAUUCCUCUUAAUCAGAACAAAAAAACCAAGUAUUUUUUUUUAACUGGAAAAAUUCCAGGUUUUCCCGAUAUUCCAGGAAUACCGUAAUACCAUUACUCAAUUCAACAUGUUACUACUUCAACAUUUCUCGACCGAUUUGAAAAAUUUUAACACCAACUAUUUCAACUCAUUCAGAACAUUCAAGUUUUUUACCAUUAAAAAAAAAAUUCCCUCUUUUCCAGAAAUUCCCAAAUUUUGGAGAAAUUCCCAUUUAAAUCAAUGGGACAUCCUUCAAAGUUCCACAAUUCCCUCAUUUUUCAUCUGAUUCAAACUGUUCCAAUUCAAAAAAUAUUCAGCCUAUUCAGGAAUUGUGUGCUCUACUUAAACAAUUAUAAAGAAAUUCCAGGAUUUCACUUCAACUUCAGCAUUGGAGCAUUCACACACAAUUUCUUCAGGAAUCACUUCAUCUAGUUAUUAUUAUUAUUAUUAUUAAUUAUUAUUUGAUUUGUUAAUAUUAUUAUUACUUUGGUUUGUUUUGUCUUUGGUUCUUUGCUGUGUUUCUCUUUUUUUGGGGUGGCAUUGUUGGGAUAUAAACAAAAAAAUACAAUAGAUGUAUGAUGUAUGCAGAUAUGAUGUAAUGGAUAGGAAUGUCUGA
Entelurus aequoreus (snake pipefish) is the source of this 9516-nucleotide messenger RNA. RefSeq names its product semaphorin-3D-like. Bases 218 to 2566 code for a protein of 782 amino acids. Lineage: Eukaryota; Metazoa; Chordata; Actinopteri; Syngnathiformes; Syngnathidae. Gene Ontology annotation, biological process: neural crest cell migration; axon guidance; negative regulation of axon extension involved in axon guidance. Gene Ontology annotation, molecular function: chemorepellent activity; semaphorin receptor binding. The transcript is spliced from 18 exons. The record is from RefSeq and is a predicted model, not a curated record.